Molecule: messenger RNA, 2100 nt
Organism: Vigna radiata var. radiata (mung bean)
Lineage: Eukaryota; Viridiplantae; Streptophyta; Magnoliopsida; Fabales; Fabaceae
Product: pectin acetylesterase 12
Exons: 12
Coding region: 497-1753 (418 amino acids)
Biological process (GO): cell wall organization
Cellular component (GO): plant-type cell wall
Molecular function (GO): pectin acetylesterase activity
Source: RefSeq, a predicted model, not a curated record
AUGUGAUUAUAAUAAUUGGGAAUCCUUUUUUGAAACACAAUUCUUAGUUUGAAUUUACACGAAUUCAACUAAAUUGAGUAAAGAUUAAACGAAAGUUCUAAUUUUGAUUUGGUACCAGUAUAAACUUUUGAUCGAGCAGAGCAUCAAAAUUAAUGUAGAAAAAAGAAAAAGUGGAAAGAGAGUCCGUGACAGAAACGGUGUUCGCAAGAUGUUUAUUUAGCAAGCGUGAACUUUAUACGAUUCCAAACGUAGUGUUGUGUGUAUAAAUCUGAUUCCUCUUCUUCCUUCCUUCAUUUUCUUUAUCUUUCUCGUUAGUUAUUACCACCUUAGUAACUCUUCCUUGAUUAGCUCCGAAAUUUUAGAGUAGAGAAAACAUUUUUCAAUAAAAAUGGCUUUUCAUCUGUUGGUAAUGUCUGAUUUGGGUGUGCAUUAUUGUUUGCUUCAUUAGCCUAACAAAGCACAGUGUUUUUGCCAACUCACCAAGUGUUGUUUGCCCAUGGCGAGAGUUUUCUGGACUGCCAUUGCUAUAGCACUAGUUUUCAGCAGCUGGGUUGAUGGGUUCGAAGGUUAUUAUGAACAUCAAUUCAAUGAAACAGAGUUGUCUUUAUUAGAGGCUCAUGAAGCUUCCUUAUCCUACGCCGGGAGUAAUCUUCUGCUGGUAGGACUCACCCUUGUGCAAAAUGCUGCUGCUAAAGGAGCAGUUUGCUUGGAUGGAACAUUACCCGGUUAUCAUUUGCACCGGGGAUAUGGAUCAGGAGCAAAUAGCUGGCUUAUUAAUUUAGAGGGUGGUGGAUGGUGUAAUAAUAUCAGAACAUGUGUUUAUCGCAAGAAAACUCGGCGUGGAUCAUCAGAUUUCAUGGAAAAAGAGAUAUAUUUUACUGGAAUAUUGAGUAAUAAGGCUGAAGAAAAUCCAGAUUUUUUCAACUGGAAUAGAGUAAAGCUUCGUUAUUGUGAUGGUGCCUCAUUUGCUGGGGACAGUGAAGAUGAGACUGCUGAACUGCAAUUCAGAGGACAACGUAUUUGGACAGCUGCCAUGGAGGAUUUGAUGUCAAAGGGAAUGCGUUUUGCCGAUCAGGCUCUUCUUUCGGGAUGCUCCGCGGGUGGGUUAGCUACUAUUAUUCAUUGUGAUGAAUUUCGUGGUCUCUUUCCAAUGACCACCAGAGUCAAAUGUCUAAGCGAUGCUGGGUUGUUUCUUGAUGCGAUUGACGUAUCUGGCGGCCGUACACUCAGGAACUUAUACAGUGGUGUUGUAGGAUUGCAGGGAGCGCAGAAGAAUCUGCCUCAAAUUUGUACUAAUCACCUUGAUCCCAUCUCGUGCUUCUUUCCUCAAAACUUGAUUGCCAGUGUUAAGACCCCGCUAUUCAUUCUUAAUGCUGCUUAUGAUUCAUGGCAGAUCCAGUCCAGUUUAGCUCCUCCAUCUGCAGAUCCGCAUGGCUAUUGGCGUGAUUGUAGAUUAAAUCAUGCUAAAUGUACUGCACCGCAAAUCCAAUAUCUGCAAGGAUUCAGGAAUCACAUGCUGAAUGUUAUUAAAGACUUCGCAAGAGCAAACCAGAAUGGCUUGUUUAUUAACUCAUGUUUUUCUCACUGCCAAACUGAGAGACAGGAUACAUGGUUUGCUGACAAUUCUCCUGUUAUUAGGAACAAGGCUAUUGCUCUGGCUGUUGGAGAUUGGUAUUUCGAUCGAGCAGGUGUUAAGGUUAUUGAUUGUCCAUACCCUUGUGAUAAUACGUGCCAUCAUCUGAUUUUCAGAUGAGCCAAACUUCAUCCAUCGUCUCAUUCAUUUCUGCGCUACUUCUCAUAAGUGGAGGAUUAUGUCAUUCAAUUAAAUUAUGGAAAACAAAUAAAAAAAAAAACUGAGAAUGCCAAGUUGGGAAAACAAAUCUAUCGACCAUUACCAUGUUGGGAAUGCCAAGUUGCAGCAAUAACCAAAUGUUAUAGUUUAGUUCCCUUCUAGCUUACAAUGAAAAAGAACGUGUACCAACAAAGUUUGGCACACUUAGCUGCAGAUUUCUGUGUUUUUAACUGUCUUAGGAAUUUGGUUCAUGAUUGUGUAUGUGACAAAACUUCAUUACAAAAGGUAGCACUCAUUUAAGUACUUUA